Molecule: messenger RNA, 3274 nt
Organism: Tilletiopsis washingtonensis
Lineage: Eukaryota; Fungi; Basidiomycota; Exobasidiomycetes; Entylomatales
Exons: 6
Coding region: 256-2919 (887 amino acids)
Biological process (GO): RNA 3'-end processing
Molecular function (GO): nucleotidyltransferase activity
Source: RefSeq, a predicted model, not a curated record
UGACGCUGGAAUCUGGCUGAGCCAGCUUCUCACCUUCCUCUCACCCCACCAGCAUCAGCACUCACCCCCUUCGCACCUCUGCUGCGCGCAUACACUUGGAGCGCCGACUGCGAGCGCAACGCCAACUGUCCAUCGUCGGCGCAAGCGCGCCUCUCGACUUCCUUCUCGCACGCCCUUCCUCUCUGCCGCUGCGCUGCACUCGCGGCCGCGCCUCUCGCAGCCGCAAUAAGCGCCGUCUCGUCGCUGCUGCGGCUCAUGGCCUCGACGCCUGUGCGUGCGGCGGCGGCUGGUGCUGCGUCGUCGUCGUCGUCGUCGUCGCCGCGCAAGGCGCCGCGCCGAGCUCGCGAGCGUGCUCGCCACAACGCUGCCGCGGGGUCUAGCAGCUCGGCGUCGGCAGAGGCAGCGGCGGGCGAGGACCAAGGCGAGAAGUUGCCGCGCGGCCCGAGACAGCGCAAUGGAGCGCCCAAGCAGGCCGGUGCCAGCAGCCCGCCAGCAGGAGCAAGGCAGACGACGCCUCUCGCGCCACUGCCCGUCGUCGAGAUGCCUGGAGCUAGCACCGGGCAGACUGGCAAGCCUGCCACCGCCAGCUCUUCGGCAGGACCCCCGGAGAGCGCGCCCGCAAAGCCGUGCAGAGAUCCGCGGACGCUGCUGGGUGUUCCUGGGGCAGCCAAGAACGGAUCUGCGUCUGAGCCUCGCGUCAUCGCCAAACGCCCGCUCCGAAGCGGCCCUGCCUCGACGCAGAUCGCGCACGUCGAAGCACGCCUGCGUGCCUUUGCGUUCAAUGAGGAGCAGAACCGGGCACAGCAGGUGUUCGGCACUGGCGCAGGACAAGGCAUCGCGAUCCCGGAUGCACCGAGAAGCAUGAAAAGCCCUGCGCCGCGCAGUGCCGGCGUGGCUAUUGGAGGUGGUGUCGGCGUCGCUGUGCCAGGCCCAUCGAACGCAGGCGGUCGCGAGGCCAGUCCAUCUGCAACGCCCAGCGCGGGGCUCUACAUUCCGACGAAGCCGCAUGAGCAUCCGGCGCAACCGCGGCCGCCUGGCAUUCCACGCAACCCGCCGUAUGCAGAAGGCACGCUGCCGAUUCCUACAGCAUCGCGUCAAGAAGAGGCGCAGCUCAAAGCAGCCAUGGCGCCGCUCAUCAAGGGCGCUCCCACGCGCGCCAGACGGGAACAGGCGAACGAGAUCAUCGCGCAAGACCUUGCCGACGCUACAACGCUCCUCAGAAAGCUGGAGGGCGCAGAGGCGGCUGCGAUCGCCAAGGCAGAGAAGGCCUCUGGCUCCAAGCCGCUGUCAGACUGGCGGGAGGCAGUCGGCCGCCAGGCACGCGACAUCUGGGACUCUACUCGCGCAUCGAAGGCCGAUAUCAAUGCCCGGCGAGGCCUCAUGACUCGUGUCCAGGGAGCGAUCUCGCGGCGCUGGGGCGCGCACGGCCUGAUCGUCGCGCCGUUUGGCUCGUCGAUCACGGGCAUGUAUGGCGCAGACAGCGAUCUUGACCUCGUGCUGCUGGAUCCGAUGAGGCCGCUGGGCGUUGGCACUCCGGAGCGCUUCGUGCUGCCCUCGCGCGCUCGCAAUCUGCGCUUGCGCGGCAACAUGCCAGACUACUACGACGUGCGCGUCGUCGGCCAUGCGCUCAGCGCCGGCGGCUUUGUCGACGUGCAGCCCGUCGUCUUUGCCGCCGUGCCGAUCGUCAAGUUCCGCGACCCGCAGACCGGCCUUCAGCUCGACUUGAACAUCAACGACCGCUUCGGGCAGGCCAACUCGGACCUGCUGCGCACGUACGCCGAGCUGCGGCCGUCGCUCUUCCGGCCCUUCGUGUCUGCCAUCAAGACGUGGGCCAAGCGGCGGCAGAUUAACGACCCGUCCGGCGCGCUCGGCAGCGCCACGCUCAGCUCGUACUCCUACACGCUGCUCGCGAUCCAGUACCUGCAGUCGACGGGCGAUCUGCCCAACCUGCAGUCGCCUGAACUGCUCAAGGCGCUCGAAGUGCCGCAAGAACGUCUCUGGAAGGCAGGCAAGAUCACUCACCGCCGUGCGACUGCCGCCGAGCGGGAGCGAGCGCGCCAGCUUGGGCAUGCCCGGCCGGGCGAUCGGCGCGUGACGCAGCCAGGCAAGAUCUACGACGUGACGUUUGCGCGGCUGCAGAAGCCGCAUGCUGCGGCGCCGUUUCGCGCAGAGCCUAAGGACGAGCACAGCCAGAAUGUGGCGCUCGGCGCCGCCAUUGUCGGCUUCUUUACGUGGCUCGACCAGCUGCCGCGCUGCGCCGUGUCCAUCGCUGCGGGCAAGAUUCGGCCGCGAGCACCCGAGCGCAAGAGCAAGAUGGCUAGCGCCGAGAACGGCAGCGAGGCUGAGGAUGCUGAAUCCCAGGAGGUAGAGGCUCAGAAGGCAGAGGCCCAAGAGGCAGACGAGGUGCUGCCGAAUGUCGAGAACGCGGUGCCCGACGACGAGGCUGUCAAUGCUGCCGAGCAGGAGGAUCUCGCCCUGCCCGCGCGCGACGGAGACGUCACCAUGACGCUCGACAACUUCGAGGAGCCGGACUCUUGGCGGCAGAAUCAGCUCGUCAUCCAGGAUCCAUUCAUCCUCGACCGCAACUGCGCUGGCGGCAUGAAGGCGGAGAGUGCCUGCGACCGGUUGUACGCCGAGGUGCGGCGAGCGCGAGCCCAGAUGACUGCAGCCGCAGAAGCAGCGGAGCCCGCCGGCGCCGCGCCCGUCAGCGACGUGCCCGGCCCGGUGCGCCGUCUGCUGGGCGAGCUGUGCGCCGACGUGCGCCUCGAUCUGGCGCACGACUUCAUCGCGGGCCUGCAGCAGGCCGAGCUGGCGCUGCAGCAGAACAAGAUGCCCAAGAUCCCCGCGUGCCCGCGCGAGCUCGUCGAGCUGCUUGAGCAGCAGCAGCGCGAGACGACGCCGCUGCAACACGAGGCAUGAGCGCGACGGCGCGGAGAUGCUGCAGCUUGCACGUGGACCCUAUCGAUAUAUUCAUGAGCUGCGCAUCGCUUCAUAAGUCUUGUCGCUGGCCACAGGACCGUGUGGGAGUCGUCUGAGGAGGUGAGCGAGAGACUUGCAGGAGGAGGAGGCGGAGGCAGCUGUUCCCACGCGCCCCGCGCGGCGCCUCCACUUGGGCGCGCCGCGGCGGUUAGCCCGCUCCUUCGCAGAGUGCACGAGCCACCUCACGCCCUGCUCGGAUGUCGCGCGACACAGACCGAGCAUCUCAGGCAGGCGGGCGCUCUGCAGCUGGAGUGCGAGCAUGUGGAUUACUCUGCAGCGGCGGUCGAGAAUGCAG